AACUGUCAGCCGCUAUUUCGCGCGCCAUGGUUUUCGUUACAUCUAUGAUAUUUCUUGCUUUUCACAUGAUUUUUGCCGAGGAAAAGCAUGUUGGUCAUCCAUGCCCUACAGCCGAUGUUACUAUUGGAAAAUUUAAAGCCAUUCCUUUCCACUACUUAUGGGCAGAGAAAGUGACAUCGUCCGUGGUAAAUGAUGAACUGGAGUGCACUUUCUUUUGUAUUGGUACACUAAAGUGUUAUUCGUUUAAUAUAGCUGUGUAUCCUGACUCUGAAGGUCUUUAUCUCUGUGAGUUGUUGGCCACAGAUAAGUACAGAGAAACUGAGAAAUUUUCCGUCAACUCUACCUUUCAUUACUAUUUCCCAAGGUCUUGUGAAGGCGCUCCUUGCAAGAACGGUGCUGUCUGUGUUCCUGAAUAUAAAAGGAACACCUAUCACUGUGAAUGCAAGCCAGGAUACGUUGGAACUAUCUGCGAACAAAGAGGAAAGACAUGCAGUGACAUCAAAUCUCACAGCUCACGUGCCGCUAGUGGUUCUUACGUAAUAGACCCCGAUGGAGAAGGUGGCUACGAACCUUUUACUGUGUUCUGUGAUAUGACGGAUAAAAAUAGAGUUGGCGUGACAGUUGUUGGUCACGAUAGCGAGGAAAGAAUGCUAGUUGAUGGAUAUGAUGACGAAGGGAGUUAUGUUCGCUGCGUUCAUUACGCUGGAGCUGGGCUGUCAAGUGUUGCACAAUUAGCUGGCCUGCCUGUUGCCUCUGCCCAUUGUGAGCAGUUUAUUAAGUACGAAUGCUAUGGAUCACUUCUGUUACUCGAUGGAUUUGCUUGGUGGCAUUCACGUAAUGAUGAAGCAAUGAAGUAUUGGGGAGGAGUUGCAUCAUCUAACAUCAAUAAGUGCGCAUGCGGAUUGAAUGGGUCAUGCGCAGAUCCAAAUCUGGGAUGUAAUUGUGAUACCAAUGAUGGCGUGUGGAGAGUGGAUAGUGGCUUACUGACUGAUAAGUCUGACCUUCCUGUGUUGCAACUGAAGUUUGGAGACACUGGUUUUGAUGGGGCUGGAAGAGAUGAAAAGGGGUAUCACACUCUUGGAAAGUUUAAGUGCUAUGGCAUUGCUUAAGUUUUCCAUGACUUUGUCAGUAAUGUAUAGGUCGCUUCUCUCCAAGUAAUAGCAUGAGUAAUGCAAAUAAGUAAGAAGAAAAACAAGUACUAUAAAUGAUUUUUUUUAACCUCAGAAAAAGGAAUCGGUUGAAUAGUUACGGCAUUUUUAUUAUGUGUUCGUGCUUAGUUAGAUUACCCUCGGGACUUAUGAAUAAAUUUCAUUAAUAAUCCCUUUAUGUGGUCACUAGUUCAUUAAAAAUACCGCACACUUAAACAUUUGACACAAAUCAAUUAAUGCUAAUUCCAAGAAGAAAAUACUGGUUGAAAUAGAUAGGUCAAAUAAAAUAUUAACAUCCUUAUCGCAAAUAUGAGAGAAACUCUUCGACAUUAAUAUGAAAUGAUUUAUCCUAAACUGAUGAAUAAAGAUGACGAGUCUCGUUGUA
Messenger RNA from Pocillopora damicornis (cauliflower coral), 1533 nucleotides. Its product is annotated as contactin-associated protein 1. The record is from RefSeq and is a predicted model, not a curated record. Lineage: Eukaryota; Metazoa; Cnidaria; Anthozoa; Scleractinia; Pocilloporidae. Gene Ontology annotation, molecular function: extracellular matrix structural constituent.